This is a messenger RNA of Papilio machaon (common yellow swallowtail), 564 nucleotides long. RefSeq lists its product as uncharacterized. The record is from RefSeq and is a predicted model, not a curated record. The coding region runs from base 64 to 516 and encodes 150 amino acids. NCBI's taxonomy places the organism in Eukaryota, Metazoa, Arthropoda, Insecta, Lepidoptera, Papilionidae. Gene Ontology annotation, molecular function: odorant binding. The transcript has 2 exons.
UAACACUUCAAGUGUUAGUGGACUCUUCAAAUAAUAAUUGAUCCAAUUUUAAUUUCAAUCAAAAUGUUGUUUAACAUUUUUUUGAUCUUUGGUAUGGUGGUUGCUGCUCAUGCGGGCAUCGAGGACAAUAAGCCUAUUCUUCCACUUGAUAGUGAUCUUGUAUCACUGAUCACGAGAAAGGGUGAGAUAUGUGUGAAGGAGUCAGGUGUCAGUCCAGCAAUUAUGCACAAUCUAUUACCAUGGAGGCUAGAAGAAAGUGAAGUUAACGGAAAAUUCUUACUAUGCCUCGCUAAAGAACUGGAAUUCCACGAGAAAGAUGGCAAACUUAAGGUGGACAGGUUCUUUGACCUCUUCCGUCAUUCCCUGAAGUCACUAGAUGUGGAAUCAUACAAGACAUUGUUGGAACGUUGUAACGAAUUAUCUGGUAAAAAUGCCUAUUACACUAUAUACAAAAUAGCUAACUGCUUCCAUACAAAUUCGCCUGUGAAAAUGGCAUUACACGUACUUGUAUUUUAAGAUAUACAUCUGUAAUAUACAUAUCAAAAUACAUACAUCUAAAUGCAG